This is a messenger RNA of Culex quinquefasciatus (southern house mosquito), 1774 nucleotides long. RefSeq names its product zinc finger protein 69. The record is from RefSeq and is a predicted model, not a curated record. The transcript has 2 exons. Gene Ontology annotation, biological process: regulation of transcription by RNA polymerase II. Gene Ontology annotation, molecular function: RNA polymerase II transcription regulatory region sequence-specific DNA binding; DNA-binding transcription factor activity, RNA polymerase II-specific. Gene Ontology annotation, cellular component: nucleus. The coding region runs from base 111 to 1637 and encodes 508 amino acids. Lineage: Eukaryota; Metazoa; Arthropoda; Insecta; Diptera; Culicidae.
UUUGCGCUUGACCGUCCAACUGUCAAAAUAGUCGCAGGAACCCUCUUCGUCAGGAAAGUGCUCCGCAGUUUUUCGUUUAUCGAUUUUGUCCGCUCCGGAAGUAAAAAAAAAUGUCCUGCGUCGUGCCAACGUGCAAGGCGACCGACGGCAACCUGCGGCCCUUUCCGCAGCAUCCGUCGCUGGUGCAACGCUGGCAGGAGGCGAUCCAGCUCGGCUGUGGCGCUCCGCUUGAGCUGCCCGCGACGACGACCGGGCUGGAGAUUUGCCAGUGGCACUUCCGACUUACGGCGCCCGAGGGGGAGGACAGCAAGCUGGAGCGGUACCGGGAACCGAGCUGUUUCAUCACUGCUUCGGGGGAAUAUUCGGACGUGAGCAGCUGCCGGAUGUGUUUGAACUUUUAUCCGACGGCCACGAUGGUGUCCAAGGCUGGCAUACUUGGGGACAACGACAUUACGUACUGCGUGUACGAGCUGAUGAGUAUCAUCUUUCAGGAUUCGGAUUUUUUGGAGAUGAUUUGCCAGGAGUGUUUGGUCCGGUUGGACGUGAUGAGUUCGAUGCAAGUUUUCUUCGCGACUGCCGAAGAUGCGUUUCAGCAGAUUGUUCAGCUAGCGGAAGGACGGGGUGAUGAGUCGCAAGUUGAAGACGGUGAGGAUGUUAAGUUUGAGGGUCAGUUCAAGGCGGAAACUCAGGCGAUUGUGGAGGAGGUGAUUGAGGAGAUGCAGGUUGAGGUUGGUACGGCGGAGGAUGUGUUGGAAGAUUUCGUUAUUGAUCAUGAGUACAGCAGUGCUGGUUGGAGUACGGAAGAGGAAGAUGAGGGGCCAAAGAGGGAGAUUGAAAGAAGGGAAGCUAAACGAAGUAGGAAACAGAAGCAGAUUCGGCGGAAACUUAAGAGAGAACCGGAAAAUUUUGAUGAGCCUGCGAAACCGAGGCGUAUUCCGAAAAACGAACCGAAAACAGCUACCGUGAAGCGGGAUAAGAACGGUCCCUCGUCGCUGAAGGCGGUUCGGACUAGAAAAUGCUACAUUUGCGUUCAAGUUCUCACCGAUGCCAACGAGUUGAUGUCCCAUCUGACGGAGGUGCAUGCCCCAACGAAGGACUUUCACUGCAAAGAGUGUGGAGUUGACUUUCCGCAGGUUAUUACGUUCAAUGUCCAUCUGAGUCGUCACGACGAAACCGAGAGACCGUACAAGUGUGAGGUAUGCCCGUUAAGGUUCGGUUGUCUUAAUUCCAAAAAGGUUCACGAACAGCGUGCGCACGGAAUGCAUCCGAACUUUGAGGUGCCCGCAAAGAUCAUCAAUCCGGUGGUGUGUGAACAUUGCGGUCGUGUAUUUGAGAACAAAACCUGCCUGGCGUCUCACACGCGGGCCAAACACAAAAAAUCAGACAAUGUUCCGACAUGUAACAUCUGCCGGAAGACGUUCACGGCCAGAUCCAGUUUGAGCGGCACAUGCUGUUGCACAACAAUGAAAACCAUUUGCCUGCUCACAAUGCGACAAGACCUACCGGAGGAACCUGGACCUAAAGCACCACGUCGAGCUGGUCCACGAAGGCAAGAACCCGCACUUUUGCGCAGAAUGUGCGCAGUCAUUCCAAAGCUAUCAAGCGUUGUACCUCCACAAGAAGUUUACCCACGGUAAAAAUAACCAAGAUUCGGAUAAGGCCAAAGCCGAGCUGAGACAGCAGCGCUACCUGAGUUGCGCCCUCUGCAAAACGGUCAACAGCACCACGGACGAGCUGACAGCCCACAUCGCGGUGGCCCACCCCAACGAAGAGU